Messenger RNA from Punctularia strigosozonata HHB-11173 SS5, 1403 nucleotides. RefSeq lists its product as uncharacterized. The transcript is spliced from 10 exons. Gene Ontology annotation, biological process: DNA repair. Gene Ontology annotation, cellular component: plasma membrane. The coding region runs from base 1 to 1230 and encodes 409 amino acids. Gene Ontology annotation, molecular function: catalytic activity; acetate transmembrane transporter activity. Lineage: Eukaryota; Fungi; Basidiomycota; Agaricomycetes; Corticiales; Punctulariaceae. The record is from RefSeq and is a predicted model, not a curated record.
AUGGCCGACAUCGAGAAAGGACGCGUCGCGUACAACGAGCAGAGUGCUGCCGGUGCUGCUGCGGAUCCCAACGCCAACGGAGCGCAGGCACCAUACGGUGCAGCAGGGGUGCCUCACGUCCACGGCCUCCACCCAUGGAACCAGAUCGGAAAUAAGCCCAUUAGGCGUCUGGGCAACCCCGGUCCUCUAGGACUAACAUCCUUCGCGUCGACGACGCUCGUCUUAUCCUUCUUCAACGUCCAAACGCGCGGCGUGACCGAACCGAACGUCGUCGUCGGCAUGGCGCUCUUUGUCGGCGGCCUCGCCCAACUGCUCGCAGGCAUGUGGGAGUUUGCCUGCGGCAACACAUUCGGCGCCACCGCCUUCUCGGCCUACGGCACCUUCUGGCUCUCGUACGCCACGAUCCUUAUCCCGGGUUCGGGCAUCGUCGCCGCGUACGACUCGGUCCCUAACGAGCUGCACAACGCCCUCGGCAUCUUCCUCACCAGCUGGUUCAUCUUCACCGCCCUCAUGUUUGUUGCCGCUCUUCGGCGUAACGUCGGCUUUAUCGCCCUGCUCUUCUUCCUCACCAUCACCUUCCUCCUCCUCGCGAUCGCCGAAUUUAGGAAUUCGGUGACGAUCACCAAGGCCGGCGGUGGCUUUGGCUUGCUCACGGCCGCGAUCGCGUACUACUGCGCGAUGGCGGAGCUGUUGAGGCCAGACGAUUCGUGGUUCACGCUCCCGCUCGGGCACAUCCCGAAGCGCGUCCGGUUGGAAAAUCCCUGCAGCGAACUGGAACGCCACCAAGUCUACCAUGUUGUGAGACGAAUACCACCCCAGAGGGUGACCAGCUACGGUCAUAUCGCCAAGCUGCUUGGGAUGCCGCGGCAUGCGAGACUCGUCGGCCAAGCGCUCAAGUUCCUAUCGCCGCAAACGACCCCGCCCGUGCCCUGGCACCGCGUCGUGAGCGCGUCGGGCGCGAUCGCGUCGAGAGGACCGGGCACGGACGGUGCGCGGAGACAGCGUCAGGCGCUCGAGGCUGAGGGCGUCGUCGUCGUCGACGGGCGCGGGGGAGAGGGGGAGGCGAGGGUGCGUCUGAGAGAGUACGGGUGGUUUCCGGCGGUGGGCAGCGUGGAUCUGGGCGAGUUCGGCCCGGCGCAGGUGGCGGGCGGGCAGGGAGAGGGGCAGGGAGACGAGAGCGACGAGAGCGAGUUGACGGAGUUGGAGGAAUCGGACGAGGAGGGCGCUUAGGACGGCGGGUCGAGAGGGUUGGAAAGCCCCGUGGGUGGGAUUCGGGGCAUGAGCGAUGAAGCGGGAGCCAGCCCGCGCGAGUGAUCUACCCUCAGGCAGAAUGACAUUGAUCGGCAAUGCGGGCGUCCGGAGGACAACCACCACCAGCUGGUGGUGGUUGUCCUGGAGAGCUU